AUGCGCAAGCAAGCGUGUUGUAGAUCUCUAUGACGACGGCUCUAUUAAACCCUGUAGGUCCGUAGCCGGGCUGGAAGCAGAUUAUGUGGACAGGUGCUGCUCCACUGACCGCCGGCACUUUGUGGGCCAGUUAAAUGGAGAAGCAUCGUGUCUGGAUGACUUUACAAUAAGCAGAACUCGCGGGAACCUGCCAGUGAUAAUGAGUGAGGUGGUGUUCACUAAGUCCCAGGAGGAGUACGAGGAUGACUUUGAGAAGGAUCUAGACUGGCUGAUCAGUGAGGAAAGCAGAAGCGAGGAGCAGGAGCCCGACUAUGAUGACAUUGAGGCGGAAAUUGACAAAGAAUUGGAAGAGGACGAGAAACAGCAUCGAAUUAAAAUGACACAGGACAGCUACAAAGAGGACAAGAAAAGAAACAAAAGAGAAGAGCUUGAGGAAGAUGAAGAGAGGUGGCCCUCACCUAUGGAGCCUUUAGAGUGUGACCCAGACAGUGACAGCCCACAUAAAUCAUCACUUGUAUUACCACCUCCUCCAGGGAUGGACGACCAGACGGAUGAAGAGAAGAAAUAUAUCCUGGAGAAGAUCCAGCAGGCAAACCGAGAGCUGCAGGACCAGGGUGCUCCGGAUAUGAUGAGACGCAAGCGGUUGCAUUUCAAAGAAAAGCUGGUGGACCUGGUGGUGCCUCCACUGCAGUUUGAAAAAGAUGGAGAUGGAGGACAGAGGAACAAGGAUCAAGCUAGUGAUGCAGAGGUGGAGACUGAAGUGUCAGGAAAGCUGUCUGAGCUUAAACUUUCCUCAGUGGAAGAAAACAAAAGUGCUGCGGAGAGCGGUGAGGAAGGACAUGAGGUAAAAGACGGCAGAGUCCUCGUAGAAAAGGAUGGGAAAUUUGAUUUAGUGAGCCUGCAAGAGGUGGAGAGUCAAGGACUUCUCCCCCCAAUAGGAACUAACUACAGCGACUGUUUGCCGAGUGCCCACGAGCAGACUUUGAGCACCAGCAAGGGUCACAGUUCUUCCUCCUCGCCUCGUGCUGGUUCGUCCUCCCUCCAGCAGGAUGCCAAUCACCUGCAGAUCCCCAGGCCUCCAGCGCACCCCAGGAGCAGGCCCAGCUCCGCCGGCCACAGCCAGAGAGGCAGCCAGAGAAGAGGCAGCAAGCGGCGGGUGCAGUCGGCCACAGGGACACUCUGCCAAACCACAUACGCCCUGUCUCCUCAGCAGAAAGAGCUGCUGCAGAGGAUCCAGGAGAGGAGAGAUAAAGUGGCGAGAGAGGCAGAGGAGAAGAAACGUGAGAAGGAGGAGCAGAAGAGGCAGGAGAACGAGCUGGCGUUCAAAGCAUGGCUGCUGAGGAAGAGAGAGCAGCUUCAGGAGAACAGAAGGGUCCAUCGAGCUCAGGAGCUGGAGAGGAUGAGUUCUAAAAAAGACACUGCACACAGCGACCCUGAAGAGGCCUUCAGGCUGUGGCUUCACAGGAAGCAGGAGCAGCAGCAGAAAGACAAACAGCUGGUGGAGCUGAAAAGGCUGGAGGAGGACACUUCUUACCUCCUACGCAGCCGCGAAGAGUGUGAACGUGCCUUUAAACUGUGGCUGAAACGCAAGCGAGCAGAGAAGCGCGCGGAGCAGCAGGCGGUCCGAGAGCGCUCCCGCAGGUUGGUGCUGGAGGAGCGGCGUGCGCGGCGCAUGCGCGACCUGCUGUGCACCGUCAACGAAGGCAGGCCGUUCAGACUGAGCGAACAGCUGGCCUACCGCUUCUGAAGCAGACACACCCGGCAGCACCGCAGACGGCCCUCCCCUGGUCUGGAUUCCUGGUGGGAAUUAGUUGAUGCUGUGUUCGGCUGUUGAUGGAUUUCUAUCUCUUUAUUAAAUAGCUCAUAACGCAGUGACCUCUGCUCGGUGUAAACACCAGUUGUUGUUUUUUGGCAUUUACUGUUGCGGUAGAUUUUGUUUUGUGGCAAAUGCACUUUAUUCUAAACAGAGCUCCCCACAAACUGUGUCAGGAAUUUAGAGCUUGAGGUCACUAUAAAAGCAUUAGGACUGUGAUGAGCAACCACAGGAAAAGUAAGAGUUGCUUAUUUCACAUCAGUAAAUCAAGUAACACCAUUAAAUACAAUAGUUUUAAUUUAUAGUUAUGUACAGAUACAUUUGUGUGCUACAGUAUUUCAUAAUAAAGGGAAACUGAAGAGGCCAACCUCAUGAAACAACAGCAUUAUGUUUCUGGUUAGCAGCUUGACUCCUUGUAGAAAAACAAGAUCUCCCAUAUGUUGUGUUUACAUUGGUUUUACAGUGCACGACUCGACCUCUCAUCCCAGAUAAAGAAAUAAAAGGUCUUACAAAUAUGUAUUCCCUGAAACAGGAACGAUUGACAUCUUUUAAGAGAAAAGGUUCUUCCUUUUACAUUGCAGACAGAUACAACAGCAGCUGUCUAUUAUUAAAAAACACAUAAAUAAAACAAACAGUAACUCACAUGUAAACCAGUAUUCUGCGGUGUGCCCAGAAAGGAAAGGUGACUUAACACAAGGAAACAUGGACAAAGAUCAGAUUCAGAUCAUUUUUCAACAUUCAGCAUAUCUGAACUCCUCUCACACUUACUAGUUGAGAGCAAGGUAGUCCGUCUAAUGUGGAUAUUAUUAUUACUGGCACGGAAAUAGAAAUAACAUUAAAUAUAUCAGUAUAAGAUAACGUGGUAUUUGUAAUAGUGUUAAUAGCGGUACCGCAAGUAACCGACUGAGUAUGUUGCCCAAGGUGUGAAAUGUUAACUAUCAUUAACUUCUUCACAGUUCAGUGAUAGUCAGGCUGAACAUGUUUCAAUUACUAAACAACAUAAAUAAACUCAAGUACUGGUGUGUAAUGAAACAGAAAAACACAUGAAAGACACAAAAAUAACAAUAUUAUUAAUCUUGCACUUUAAAACUGUACAAAAAUAGAAAUAUUCUUAUCCAAAUGUAAUUCAAUAAAUAGGGUUGUGAGGAUGGAGGGAUUUCAUUGAGGGCUGUGUUUCUGCUUCUACAGUUCGUCUCUAGGGUUGAUGUUGAGGCCCUGGCUCCACACUGACUGCGUGUCCAGUGUAUGGAUCACCUCAUCAGCCUGUAGCCUUUCCUGGAAAAGAAGAGGCUUUAGGGCCAUGGAAAACACAAAAAAUAAUAUAAUAAACAGGAAAAAGUGCAGCAAUGAGUUUCACUUUCAAAGGCAGGAAAUUAGAUCAUACUGACGCUGGAGCACUGGUUCCAUUUAAUUUAAUUAGUAUUAAAUAAGAAUUUAAUUUGUCCCAUCUGUGUUCACAACUGAGCUCGAACGUUAACUUGGCUACAUGCUGAAUCCAUUUCCUCAUCUUAUGUGGGAUGGAAAUAUCCUUAAUCCAGUUUCUGCUUCGUCAAAUAUAGCUGCCAAGCUGAGGUGAAGCUAAGUAAGUGAUCCUUUCUUCAGCUAUAGCUACAAACACUAAUUAUACGCGCUCUCCCUGCAUUCCUCGUGGCGUUUACCAUUUCUCUGAAGAGCGGGUCCAGCGUGAACCACAGAGCCACGGCGCACCUCUGCCCGCUGGUGACGGCCUUCACGCCGUGCGGAUUCUCCCCGCCCGACGAGAAACCCACCAUCCUGCCGCACCUGGGCUUCACCGACGCCUAGAGAGGACCAGACAGCGGGACAAGGUUUACCCCGUGGGACCCACCGGAGCCUGGGAUCAGCUGAUCGCACGGGGCCCCGCAGCUCACCGUGAUGGUCUUGGCGUCCAUUUCUGUGAAGAUGAACUCUCCUCCUUCAAAGUCUCCGUUCAGAUACAGCAGCGCACUGAAAGGAAGCACAUUGGCUCGUCUCAUCACGCGCUGCCACGCAUCCCUUCGCGCGCGCCCCCACUCCCGUACCUGUAGUCUCUGUACGUGUACGCCGGCGGCUCCUUCCAGCACUCGUUGGCCUCCGGGUCCAGCAGGCAGUUGUCGGCGUGGAUGGGGUGGCUCAGGUCGUUCCUGUGCUCCUGCUGGCCCGCUAUGGCCGUGCGACACACCAGGUGCGUGUAGGAGAAGUGCAGCGUGGCGUUGAGCUGGAAGUAGGACUCGAUGAUGCGCCGCGCCCGCUCGCUGGAGUCGUAGAAGAGGCGGGCGCUCUGCAUGGGCACCCUGCCCUCGUAGCCGUACUGCGGGGAGACACCGAACCCAGGCAGCUCCUCAGUACACGGCCCAUUGUCAUGAACUGCAGACGACUGGACCCCAUGUUUAUAUGCAUUGAACGGAUUGCACGUGCACCUGCAGGGUUUUCAGCACUGUAGCGCCUUCGAACUUUUCGUUGGGCGUGUGCGGCGACGUCCUCCCUCUGUAACCGUCUCCUGCCAGCGUGACGGCCUGAAAGGCAGGCAGCGUUUACACACCGGGGUCAAGGCACGCGGCCACGCGGCCACGGCGCGUCAAGCUCGUGUAGCGUCCUCACGUGCGCCAGGCUCCUGAGCUCCGCACACUGCUCCUCAGACAGCACGUGGUCCAGCACCACGCGCCGGGACCCGUUCAAGGCCGCCGAGUCGUGCGCCAGCCGCACGCUGUCGUACACCAGCGAACCACCUGCACAGGGCGCAGAGACACGGCGUGUGGGCGCGCGACGCACGGUGGGUGCGAGGAGGGCGAACGUGGGCCGAACCCGCUACCUUCUUUGAACGCCUGCGGAGGAGCGACGGCGGCGGUUUUCUUCUCCGAGAUGGGAACGUACUCCAUCCAGCCGUCGGUGCCCGAUGGAAUUCUGGGGGAGCAGGGAACAGACGCACGUCAGACAGGCAGUGUGACAGGACACGGCCAGUGUAUAAUUUUACACGUGACUUGUUCAGUUUCACCUGUUUGAGUCUUCUCUUCCGCCUGUGCUGCUCCAGUAAUUCUACAAAAAAGAGCGAUGGAAAGAAAUGAAAAAAUGAAAGUGAAAUGUCUCAAUGUGGCCAGUAGGUGUCGCUGUUGAAUGAGAAGACAGUCAGGACGGAUGCCUUUACUGUAGCAGACACCUGUUACUCUGCAGAGUACCGAGGCAGCGGCGCAUUGAUGCUGCUACGCACCCGGCAGGGGGUCUGCGCUCCAUUAGUGACAUGAGGACUGGUUUAGCCACAACCGCAUGUUAAAUUACACAGUUUCUGGUUUAAAUCAAGAAUUAAAUUAAAUGCCCUGCUCUCUGAA
Betta splendens (Siamese fighting fish) is the source of this 5136-nucleotide messenger RNA. It is a transcript of the gene ccdc181, whose product is annotated as coiled-coil domain containing 181. Gene Ontology annotation, molecular function: microtubule binding. The record is from RefSeq and is a predicted model, not a curated record. Lineage: Eukaryota; Metazoa; Chordata; Actinopteri; Anabantiformes; Osphronemidae. Bases 200 to 1747 code for a protein of 515 amino acids. The transcript has 6 exons.